AUGGCUGUGUUAGAUGAGUGGCAGGCCGCAGAUUCCGAUCCAGAUAACGACUGGGGUUCGGACACGGGAUCCCAUACGGGUCUCCUAAAAGGCACCUUUUUGGACGACAUCCAACUGCCGGACGACCCCACACCGGGCCAAGAAGAAGGGGAAGCCAUUCUGGACCCCACGGGGCAACGCCUAUUCGAUCCCCGCAACAUACGGCACCCGCGUUCGGGGGACUGGACCCCCCCCGACCAUCUUUCCAAAUUUAUGCACCGUUGGCUCCGCAAACCCCUGGACAAAACGAUGUUUCCAAAACCCAACCAAACAGCUAUUCCAGAAUUCUUCCUCUCUGGGUUCCAACUUCUCCACAGACCCAAAAUCAUUUUCUUCUCUGCUCUCCUUGUGGUCUACAUGAUGACUUUAACUGGAAAUCUUCUGAUUAUAACAGUUGUUUUAGUGACUCGAUUUCUUCAUUCUCCAAUGUACUUCUUCCUCAGUCACUUGUCAUUGUGUGAUAUCAUAGUCACUACAACAAUUAUCCCCAAUUUCCUAUAUAUCACCUUAAAAAAUGGAAGUCACAUGACAGUAAGUCAAUGCACUGUCCAGUUAAAUUUCUUUGCUGUGUCCACAACCACAGAAAGUCUUCUUCUCACCGUCAUGUCCUAUGAUAGAUAUGUGGCUGUCUGUAAACCUUUGCAUUAUAUAACAAUAAUGAAUUUCCCAUUUUGCCUUGGGCUUGUGCUGCUGUCUUGGGCAUGGGGCACAUGCAUCAUAAUGAUUAUUACUAUUUUACUAAACAAAUUGCAUUAUUGUUAUUCAACUCAUAUUGAUCAUUUCUUCUGCGAUUUUGCUCCCCUUGUUCAGCUUUCAUGUUCUGAUACUACAGUUGUGCAGACUGUGGUUUUUACAACUGCUAUUGCAGAAACUGUCAUUGAACCUAUGCUAAUUAUUUCAACGUAUGUUUCUAUCUUUCUUGCUAUACAUAGAAUAUCAUCCACCACUGGGAGACAGAAAGCCUUCUCCACAUGCAGUUCCCACCUCACUGCUGUUUGCUUUUUUUAUGGGACACUUAUUGCUGUUUAUGCAGUUCCAACUGGAGAACGUUCAUCUGGAAUGAAUAAGAUUGUAUCCCUUAUGUAUACAGUAGUGACGCCUUUGUUGAAUCCAAUGAUAUACAGUCUGCGGAACCGAGAUAUCAAGACAGCCUUUCUAAAGUUAUUGAAAAUGAAAAGUUGCUAA
Pelobates fuscus (common spadefoot toad) is the source of this 1224-nucleotide messenger RNA. RefSeq names its product olfactory receptor 1G1-like. Lineage: Eukaryota; Metazoa; Chordata; Amphibia; Anura; Pelobatidae. Bases 1 to 1224 code for a protein of 407 amino acids. Gene Ontology annotation, molecular function: olfactory receptor activity; G protein-coupled receptor activity. Gene Ontology annotation, cellular component: membrane. Gene Ontology annotation, biological process: G protein-coupled receptor signaling pathway. The record is from RefSeq and is a predicted model, not a curated record. The transcript is spliced from 2 exons.